Messenger RNA from Ascochyta rabiei, 2072 nucleotides. RefSeq lists its product as uncharacterized. Bases 1 to 1311 code for a protein of 436 amino acids. NCBI's taxonomy places the organism in Eukaryota, Fungi, Ascomycota, Dothideomycetes, Pleosporales, Didymellaceae. The record is from RefSeq and is a predicted model, not a curated record. The transcript is spliced from 5 exons.
AUGGCAAGAAUUCAUCAUGCACGCCCGCAGCAGCAGCAGGGUAUUAGUCGCGCUAUUGCGAUUGAGAAGACUCGUGCCGCUGUGAAGAAGAAGAAGCCUUAUAAGAUCGUACUUGAGGCCGUUACUCAAGAGAAGAAGAAACUACACUCUAUCCUGACAUACGCCUCAAACGCACCCCAAGGGUUUGGCUUCGUUCCCGCCGGACACCCAGAGAUUACCGAGUGGUGCAAAGAACAAUGUCGUCAGCGCAACCUAGACGUGCACAUUGUCUCGGCAAAACCUAAAAACAAGAUGCACGCCGAUCCUGAGAAAUUGUCGCACCAUGUACACCGUGUUGGGCACCAUUUCCCCCUUGACAUCAUCAAGCUCGCUUGCAGCAAGUUCGGUUACGAGUACGACGAAGACUCUGGUCUCCGCAAGACUAGAACGAGUGAUCGAGAGAACUGGAUGAUACAACAAGUUGAGAGCUACUCAACAAGGCAGGCGCUGCAUGGCCGCCCAACUACAGAGAAGGGCACGAAAGACCACAUCAGUGGUGCUGUUCGUGAAAUGUUCCCCAAGAUCCCCGAAGCGGACCUCUCGUCUAUUGUCAAUCAUGCUUUUGAAGAGGGUACAAAUCGAGUAGGUAACGCCAAAGAGCUCUCUUUGGCACGUCGAGUUCAACUUGCUGUUGUAGCACAUAUACGUCACACCUACACAGAUUAUGACAAAAUGCUCAAGACCGGCUCCUGGAUGGAAGCUAGACAAAAGGUUGAGCACGUGUCCCUCGCCAAGCUCAAGGAGUGGCGAGACGAGACUGGCGAACAAAGCAAUGAGAUUGAAGACACCUUCCGAGAAGUCAUCGUUCUCGAUGACGACGAGGAUGAAACGAGUGAUGGAGGUGAUACCCCUGAUGAGCGCGAGCAGAGCAUGGAAAUCGUCUCUAACCGAGUGACUGCCCACGACAUACAACUUGAACACCAUCCUCAAUAUCCGUCCGCCAGUGACUACGAAAGAAGGCGAGGACAUGGAAGGACAAUUUUUGUACAUCCCUACCCCCCACCAUCAUCUGCGCUUGGUUCUCAAGCUCCGCAAUAUCGUGCACCGAUGACACGGUCGGUCCAGACCCGUCAGCUAGCUCAACCUGAGCCAUUCUAUUCCGCUCACAGCAAACCCCCGAUCGAUUCGAGACACAGGCCAACAGUGUUCCAACCCGAACCGAGAAGAGCGCCGAACUUUAUGCGUGAUUCUGAUGGGCGGUUGUACGAAGUGAGUUUGGUAGAUCGUGCUUGGAAGCCCGAUAUCACAAUAAUCCUCACCCCCUACUCGUAAGCUAACCACCAAAGCUUCAACCCAUCGACGAACCACGUGCUCCCUCAAGGGUAGAGUAUGAUCCGCCAUAUCGUACCGCAGCCCGUUACACUCAAGAGGACCAUGUUCACUCUUCACCUCGUGUCAAUGCUUUUGACGCGCAAUAUAGCAGGCUUCCGCUUCCGCCAUCAAGGCGCGCCUCAGAACUGGAGACUGUUCUUCCGUCGGUAGAGCCUGCGACGGUCGAUCUCGUUUCACCUCCACGUCAUUUUUCUGAUCGCAAUGAUGUUGCCAGGGAGUAUGAUGACCAUCAAUCGUCUAAGCAAAAAGAGCUUCCCCCGGUUCCAUACUCCAGGGAUGUACUACAUGAACACACCGUCAAGCGAAAGAGACCUUCCAUGCACGACCAAGAGGUCUUCCCAAGGCCUGGUCCAACACAGUCCGCUGAACAUUCCCAUAUGCGGAUGCAUCCAUCAACGGAGCCUCGUAGCCGGCAUAGAGCGCACCCUUCGCAGGAAGUUGUUGAUCUAACAUCUAGCCCACGUCCACCGCCACCUGGCGUAGCUGGUGGUCGUUAUGUCAAUGCCCAAGGACGCCCGACUGCCGGUCCGAGCAACCGUCCUUAUAUUCCGGAAGUACAACGUCGUUGCUCACCUGAGGUGAGGAACGGAUAUCAUGAUUACCCUGUUGGAGCACAACCCUAUGCUUACAGACCUGAUUCUGACAGGAUGUAUCAGAGGCGUCCUCCACCAGCGCAUGACUAUGUUUCUUUAAGAAGAUGA